This is a messenger RNA of Hermetia illucens (black soldier fly), 1286 nucleotides long. It is a transcript of the gene Ugalt, whose product is annotated as UDP-N-acetylglucosamine transporter. Gene Ontology annotation, cellular component: Golgi membrane. Bases 151 to 1179 code for a protein of 342 amino acids. The transcript is spliced from 3 exons. The record is from RefSeq and is a predicted model, not a curated record. NCBI's taxonomy places the organism in Eukaryota, Metazoa, Arthropoda, Insecta, Diptera, Stratiomyidae. Gene Ontology annotation, molecular function: UDP-galactose transmembrane transporter activity. Gene Ontology annotation, biological process: pyrimidine nucleotide-sugar transmembrane transport.
AUGUGGCAAUUCUACUUAGGAAACAACUGUCAACGUAGCAAUUCAGAACUAGUUCUGUGACAACUUUCGGAUAUCGUUUUCUAUUCAACUAAGUUUUGCAACUAAAAAUGCACCGGGUAGUGUUGGCCGAAUCCUUAACAGUACAAUAAAAUGACGCCAAAAAACUCCAGCCACAAUCUCAAAUACAUAAGCCUUAUUACUCUAACUCUGCAAAAUGCAAUACUGGGACUCAGCAUGCGAUAUUCGCGGACAAGGGCAGGUGACAUUUUCAUCAGUUCGACAGCUGUCUUAAUGUCUGAAUCAGUCAAGUUCGUUACUUGUCUUUUUCUAGUAUUCAACGAAGAGGGGAAACGUCUUGAAAAUUUGAUUUUUACCCUACGACGUACGAUUAUUGAAAAUCCCAUGGAUACCUUGAAGGUAUGCGUUCCGUCGUUCAUUUAUAUUGUACAAAACAACUUACUUUAUGUGUCAGCUUCACAUUUGGAUGCUGCCACUUACCAAGUAACAUAUCAACUAAAAAUUCUGACUACUGCAAUGUUCGCUGUUAUAAUCUUGAGGAAAAAAUUGCAUUCUACCCAGUGGGGAUCUUUAUUGAUUCUUGUAAUGGGAGUAGUUCUCGUCCAACUUGCGCAGGAUAACAAAGCGUCAUCAUCGCUUCCAGUUUCAGGCCGUGAACAAAAUCGAUUGCUUGGCUUUGCAGCGGCACUUGGGGCAUGUUUUCUGUCUGGUCUAGCAGGAAUAUAUUUCGAAAAAAUUUUGAAAGGUGCAGAGAUUUCAGUAUGGAUGAGAAAUGUGCAACUGAGCAUGCUAAGCAUUCCUUUCGGUUUACUUACUUGUUUUAUCAACGACCAUCAAGAAAUAUCUAGUAAAGGAUUUUUUUACGGAUACGAUCUUUUUAUAUGGUACUUAAUUUUUUUGCAAGCUGGUGGGGGAUUAAUCGUAGCCGUUGUUGUCAAAUAUGCCGAUAAUAUUCUUAAAGGUUUCGCAACUUCCCUAGCUAUAGUGAUAUCAUGUGUCGCAUCAAUAUACUUAUUCGAUUUUCAUUUGACCGUUCAAUUUUCAAUUGGCGCGGCUUUAGUUAUUGCUUCUAUUUAUAUGUAUGGAUACGAUCCUUCCAAAAGAGCUCACCCACCAGCAUCUAGAAGUACUGACGAUGUGGAACGAUUAUUGAAAGUAUAAUUCAGUAUAACAUUCUUGUGUUUAUUUACAAUUGUAUGUGAUUAAUAUAAGCGGUGAUUAUGUCUAAAGUAAUCUUUAUUAUAAUAAAAAAAAUAAGUAAAAUCUCA